Messenger RNA from Ziziphus jujuba (common jujube), 3367 nucleotides. RefSeq lists its product as uncharacterized. The transcript is spliced from 2 exons. Lineage: Eukaryota; Viridiplantae; Streptophyta; Magnoliopsida; Rosales; Rhamnaceae. The record is from RefSeq and is a predicted model, not a curated record. Bases 2282 to 2812 code for a protein of 176 amino acids.
UUUUCUAUUAUAUAUACUUUAGGGUCAUAAAUUGUUUUAUGAUAAAUUUUUUUUAUUUAUUUUUAUAUUGAUAAAUAUGCAUAUGUAUACAUACAUACAUAUAUGGAAAUUCUAUGGUGAAAACGGUCCGCAUGAGGACCGCAGUAUUAGUGAUGGUUUUUUAGAAAAUCAUCACCAAUACUAUGAAAAACCAUCACUAAUACUGUGGUCUGCAUGAGAACCGUCCGCAUCAUAAACGGACUGCAUACAUAUAUAUCUAUAUAAUUGGAUUAUGUGUAAGCAUGUAUUUUUACGUAUAAUGUUUAAGCAAAAUUAUUAGGUUAUGCUUAUCCAAAAUUAUUUAAAGAUUUGUUUUAUGUGCUGAUUUAUGGAUUUGAAGGAUCUAUGCUGCGAGGUGAUGAUCUAAAUAUUUUAUGAUCUUUCUAUAUGAAUUAUUAAGUAAAUUUAUGGAGAAUUUGUGUUUUUAUGGUAUUAUGAUAUUUUGUGGUUAAUUGAUUUUAUACGUGUAGAUUAUAGCACUAGUGUUCUGCUAUGCAUAUUAUCAUUGAUCAAAGCAUAGGUAUAUUUAAUCAUUUUAUGAGAGCUAAUGUGAGGGAAGGUAGCAAGUAUUUUGCAAUGAUAGUAAUAGCUACCACCUUCCACUCAACUUUAAAAUAACAGGUUAUUAGUAUGGAUGCUUUUAGAAUGCCAAAAUAUUUUAUUGCAAGUAUAUUUUUUUCCAUCUUUUUUAUCAAAUGGUGUUUGUGACGUGAAGCACCAUCUAACAAUACAUAAUAUAUAAUAUGGUGUAUUAAGCAAACAUUCGAUAUUUUGUAUUCGUUCUUGCUUACAAAUGUUUUUGAAAGAGUUUAAUUGGUUAUUGGAUUCACUUAUUUAUUCAUUUGCUUAUUUAAUUAAUUAUUUAAUUUAUUUUUAGGCGCAUUAAAUUAUUUAUUUAUUUUGAGUAUUCUAGCUAUUUUAUUGUUUUAUUUUAUUUAUCUAUUUAAAUUUAAUUUUAUCUUAUGUGCUUUUUCAUAAAAUAUUCUUCUUAAAGAUUUAGGAUAUAAAAUAUUGGGUUUAGUGAAAAUGUAUUAGACAAAGAAUAGGUGUACUAACGAGGAUUUUUUUAGAGGAAAAUUGUUUUCUAAAUAUCUAUUUUAUUUUCUUUUAUUAUUUUUAUUGAUAAUUAGACUAUGGCUCUUAUGAAACAAGGCUACUCUAGGGUUCAUCUUUCCACCUUUUUGAUCGAUUGAUUUCUGAGUUUUUUGCAAUUAUGAUUGAUCUUUUUGCUUUAUUUCCUUAUAUUCUCAAUCCUGUAAAGAAUGAUGUAGGAUUGAUUCUGCUCCAUUGGUUGAGGGGACAAAAACUCCUUCUGCUUCUGGAACUACAGACAAGCCUUUGCCUUGUUGGUGUCAGGUGAUCAUUGAGCGCCCUCUACAACAAUGGGCAGCUUGGGCAGACUUGGUUGAAUUUGAUCAGCAUGUUUCGGAGGUUCAAAUUACAUAGAUUUUUAAGCAAACUCGUUUGACUCUAGUGAAUGAUUCUGCUAAGGCUUCUGAUAGUUCCACGAAAUCUUAUGCGAAGGCAUUAGGGUUUUCAAGCACUUCAGCUUUGCCAGUUUCUCAUGCUUUUGUCCACGAACGAGAGCACAUAAUAAUUAAAAUUAAUAAACACACAUGAUGAAUGUUUGGAGAUGUGCAAGCACCAAUUGAUUGCUUAUGUGAUAUCAUCAAAGGAAGAGGAUCCAUGGAAAUUGAUUAGUUUGAAGGAAAAGCUUCAGAGCAUUUGGUGUUUAGAUUCUUGGCGCUUAAUUUCUCUUGAUCAUGGUUUUUAUCAUGUGCUUUUGCAUUCCUAUAAGGAUCCCCAGCAGGUUUAAUCUAUGAGACCCUUGAAUUUAAAGAUGGAUAUUAGUUGAUUUAUGAUGUGCUUCUGCAUUUCAGCUUUUUCAUGGCUUUAGUAGGGGACCAUGGACACUUUGCUAAGGUUUUAGUUAAUUUCAAACCUAGCAAGUUUUUUACAUUAACCUUUGGUUUUUAGGGAGAUAGUUUUUCUUCCACUAUAAGGGUGCAAUAUGAGUCUUUGUUUAGAUUAUUUCUCUUUUUGUAAUUCGGUAGGUCAUCAAGUUUCUAAAUGUCAUGCUAUUAAUAAAGGCACUAGUAAAUUUGAUAAUAAACCUUUGAAGAAGAAGGAUAUGCCAAAGGAAUUAAAAUAGGUUUAUAUUGAGAAGGAAUCGAGCAAUGUUGAGCUAGGACAGAGUAAUGUGAAUAUAGAGGUUGGGCUUGUUUUGAAAGAUCCUACUGUUAUGGAGAUAGAUAUUAUGUCAAAGUGUGCAGGUACAGCUUUUCCUUCUAAAGUUUCAUAUAUGGAGGAUGAGGAUGAAGAUGCUAAUGCUGGUCUUUCUUUGGUUGUCACUACUAUUCAGAAGGGUAAUGAAAUAAUGGGCAUAGACAGUGUUUUAGGUGUGGAUUCUCAUCCAUCUACUACUGCUUUAGUUGAUUUGCUGCCAAUUCAAAUGUGUGAACAUGGAGUAAAUCCUUUAUUGGCUGAUGAUGCAGUUCAGAUUGAGGGUGCGAACAUAAAAAAAGCUCAUAUGGAAUUAGUUUCUAUUGCCCAAACUCCACAUAUUUUAGAAAAUGAAGAUGCUAGUCCUUGGCUGACGCAAAAACAUAAAGUAAAACUUCCAAUGAAAGAAGAAUCAAGGCGGCUAGCUAUUUACAGGAGCGACAAGGUAAUUAGCAAACCAUCAUUUGAGCAGUGGGCAUCACUUUUCAACCCCGUUUGUCUUAUCAAAGUUCAUGUAGUAUCUCUAGCACACCUUUCCAUGUUACUUUAGUAUUGUUAUCUUUUCCCUUUUAAAUUAUAAUAUUUAUUUUUUAUGUUCCACUACAUUUAGUCUGCACUAAUACUAGCUGUGGAUAUGCAAAGAUAUUUGUAAUUUAAAUUCUUGUGUUGUUAUUACUUUUAAAAUGCUAUAAAUUUGUGGAUAUUGCAGUACCUGGGAAGAAUGAGGUGGUUGCACGUAUAGAAACAUGUUUUCCAUGCAGGGAAAAAAGAAGGGGAAGUCCACUUUACAAGGAAAAUGCUAUUGGAUUUUUUAUAGAAUUUUCUAGCGGGGCUUCCCUUUAAUUGGGGCAUCCUAGAACUCCAAUGGGGAAUCUAAGGAGGGAUCUUUACAAAAAUAAUUUCCAAAAAAUUGUUUUGAGCUGGUUUCAACAUUUUUUGGUGCUAAAGAUGUCGUUUCUCCGACCUUAAAAUUAUACAUGGGAACAUGUCAUAUUAAGCCAUGUUCGUGUCGUACUUUGUUAUACUUGUGUUAAAUUUUGUAUAUUUGAACACAAUACAUUACAUUUUCAUAUGAAAAUAAGUGAAUCCAAAUACAUUUAUUAAA